Messenger RNA from Penicillium macrosclerotiorum, 552 nucleotides. RefSeq lists its product as uncharacterized. The record is from RefSeq and is a predicted model, not a curated record. The coding region runs from base 1 to 552 and encodes 183 amino acids. Lineage: Eukaryota; Fungi; Ascomycota; Eurotiomycetes; Eurotiales; Aspergillaceae. The transcript is spliced from 2 exons.
AUGGAACCGCACGGUCAGAACUCCCCGGCUCCGAGCCAAGCCGCCGUUGAGUCUGUUACAAACUUUUACGACGCCGUCAAACGUGAAUUUCCUGAUGCUGUGAAGGAUUUCGAGUCCAGAUGGGCUGCAUGGCACGAGGAGGAUCUCCAGCUCCAGGCCCGCCAGAUUGUGGGGCUCAACUACGAGCGCAACAAGCUCACUGCCGAACACAUUCAAGGGUGGAAGGCUCAUCAAGAGGAGCACAUGACUUCAAGCAGUGCUGCUCAGCUCACGGGUGGCGAGGGCUGUGCUAAUUUACGCGCAAUGGGCCCGAGCAUUACUGCACAUAUUAUGCUGGCCUGGGUGGAGUUUGAUUUGGCCUUCUGGGAUCAACUGCUGUACCCUAUCUACCAUGGCAAGGCGAUGGGUUCGUGGUGCUGGCAGCCGUCGGCCGUGCAAGCAGAAUGGCUCACCUUCUUCAACGAGGGCGAAUUGGACCAGGUCCCCGUCUAUAUUCUUAGCGACUUCGAUCGUAUGAUGAAUGCGCCUUAUCCCGACGACGUGGGAAAGUAA